Molecule: messenger RNA, 522 nt
Organism: Melanotaenia boesemani (Boeseman's rainbowfish)
Lineage: Eukaryota; Metazoa; Chordata; Actinopteri; Atheriniformes; Melanotaeniidae
Gene: lim2.1
Product: lens intrinsic membrane protein 2.1
Exons: 4
Coding region: 1-522 (173 amino acids)
Cellular component (GO): plasma membrane
Molecular function (GO): structural constituent of eye lens
Source: RefSeq, a predicted model, not a curated record
AUGUACAGCUUUAUGGGUGGAGGGUUGUUCUGUGCAGGUGUAGGGAACAUCCUGUUGAUUGUUUCCACAGCAACCGAUUAUUGGAUGCAGUAUCGGCAGUCCAGCAACUACAUGCACCAGGGCCUGUGGCGCCACUGUACGCCGGGGAAAUGCUUCCCACACAGCGACGGCAUCGCCCACUUAGAUGCCACCCGUGCCUUCAUGAUCCUCUCUCUGCUGGCCUGUUUCAUUGGAAUCAUUAUUGGCAUCAUGGCCUUCAUCCAUUACUCCUCCUUCGACAGGUUUGACAAAACCUUUGCUGCAGGCAUUUUGUUUUUCAUCUCAUGCUUUUUAGUGUUUCUUGCUAUGGCUGUGUACACUGGUGUGACUCUAAACUACUAUGGGAAACGCUAUGGAAACUGGAGGUUCUCCUGGUCAUAUAUCAUUGGCUGGGUGUCGGUGGUUCUUACCUUCUUUUCAGGUAUUUUCUACAUGUGCGCCUAUCGGAUGCAUGAGUGCCCCAGAAGCGGCAGCUCGCAUUAG